GAGCUGCUCGAUCUGUCACUUCACAGACCCUGGAGUGCCUUUGGUGGACAAAGCGGGGAUUCUGGACUCCACAAUUCAUUUGAACCAACUUCCGACGUAUUCCUCACCGGGGCAGCGUGGAGUUGUCACCGUCCCGGGAGUCAUACCUGGUCGCCAUUCCUGGCUUUUUCCUUGAACAGCUCCGUUAUUAUUCCCGAGUUAGAAGUUAGAAGUCACCACGCUACACACCGCUAGCCGCUGCUGCUGCUGCUGCUGCUUCAAGGAGCUAUGUUUUACCAGCUUAACUGGAAACCUCCGGCUGAAACGGCGGUGAUUUAAUACUGGCCUCGUUUGUUUUUUUAGGCUAUAAAAGUAAGUCGCAUUUGGUGGCAAGUUUCCCCCCCGUCCCGUCGUUGAACACAACUGCAGAGAGAGAUGGGACUACACCCGCUGGAGUUCAGCGAGUGCUAUCUGGACAGCCCCGGUUUCAGGGAGAAAAUAAAGGCGCACGAAGCAGAGCUGGACAAAACCAACAGGUUUAUCAAAGAACUGUACAAAGAUGGGAAGAACCUCAUCAAUGCGACGAAACAGCUUGGGAUGGCACAGCGAAAAUUUGCACAGUCUCUGGGAGAGUUUCAGUUUGAGUACAUCGGAGAUGCAAAGACAGAUGAUGAGAGAUGCAUUGAUGAAUCUUUGCAGGAGUUCUCCUCAUUCCUCAGAAACUUAGAGGACCAAAGAGAGCUGAUGAUGAGAAACAUCACGGAAACUUUAAUGAAACCUCUAGAGAAGUUUAGGAAAGAGCAACUUGGAGCACUAAGGGCGGAAAGAAAAAGGUAUGAAAAAGAAACUGAAAAGUACUACAGCUCUCUGGAAAAGCUUCUGAAUUUGUCAGCAAAGAAGAAAGAGCCACAACUACAAGAGGCAGACGUCCAGGUGGAAACCAUGAGACAGCAUUUUCAGGAGGAGUCACUGGAUUAUGUUUGCAAACUACAGGAGAUCCAAGAGAGAAAAAAGUUUGACUGCGUGGAACCUAUGCUGGCCUUUUUUCAGACAGUCUUCACCUUUUAUCACCAGGGCUUUGAGCUCGCCAAGGACUUUGAUCAUUAUAAAAGGGCACUGCAAAUCAAUAUUCAAAAUACCAGGAGUCGAUUUGAGGGCACGCGAUCCGAAGUGUUUGAGCUGAUGAAGAGGAUCAGAGAGGCACCCCAAGACUACAGACAGACGAGCUCCAUCAGCUGUGAAGGCUAUCUCUAUGUACAGGAAAAACGGCCACCUCCUUUCGGUUCGAGUUGGGUCAAGCGCUACUGUACGUUUGUCAAAGAGCAGAAAAUCCUUCACAUGGUGACUUUUGACCACAGAUCAGGUGGAAAGAUUGGUGAGACGGAGUCUGUCACGCUCAAAUCGUGCGUCCGCAAAAUGACAGAGAUGUUGGACAGGAGGUUCUGUUUAGACCUGGACAUAACAGAUCGGCCAGGGACAGUGCUUACCGUGCAGGCCCUGUCAGAGGAUGACCACAAGUUUUGGAUGCAUGCCAUGGGUGGGAAGGAACCUAUCGGAUGCUAUCUUGGGAGGACUCUUUCCAAAGAACGAGGAAUUGAUGCCCAGUUGGAUGAUGUGGGUUUAAGUUUUAUGAAGAAUUCCAUCAGUGCGAUAGAAACAAGAGGUAUUAAUGACCAAGGCCUGUACAGAGUUGGGGGGGUGAGCUCCAAGGUCCAGAAGCUCUUGUUAUUGAUGAUUGAUGAGAAGACCAACGAAGUGGAUCUGUCACUCAGUGAAGAGUGGGAUGUGAAGACAAUAACAAGUGCUCUAAAGCUUUAUCUGAGGAGCCUUCCUGAGCCACUGAUGACCUACGGACUUUACAAAGAGUUUAUCAGCCCUGCAAAGGUCGGUAGUCCCGAGUCCCGCAUCCAAGCCGUCCACUGCCUGGUCCACAAACUACCAGAGAAGAAUCGACAAGUCCUCGGGCUGCUUAUGAAGCAUCUGGCCAAUGUGGCAGCGCACAGCAAACAGAAUCUGAUGACUGUGGCCAACCUCGGCGUGGUGUUUGGACCUACCUUAAUGAGGCCACAGGAGGAGACUGUCGCUGCCAUCAUGGAUCUCAAGUUCCAGAACAUCGUGGUGGAAAUCCUCAUUGAGCACAAUGAAAAGAUCUUUACAGACGCUCCUGAGGUUUGCACUCUUCCACCUGCUGCUCCAGUAUUAUCUGCUCCUACAAGGCAGUCAAAGAAACUGAGUCGACAGAACCGACCUUUAGCUGUCUACAAUCCGCAAGUCCUUGACAUUCAGAAUGUGGGAGAUGGUUCCAACCUGGCUGCAGAUGAGACAUCAAUGGGCAGCAAUGAGUCUGUAUCAUCCCAGUCAUCAUCAGCCUCAGCCUCAGAGAUGCCUUCAGACAGGACUGACCAUGCAACACUUGGCACCAGCCUCAGCUCUGACAGCAACUCCCGAGCCGUUACAGGGGGAGUUUCAGCAUCUACGGCAGCUUCAUGUGAGACUCAGCCUGCUGCCACCACAGGUGCAUUGGACAAGGAAAAACCAGAGGACAGUGUCACCGACAGGAAAGCCAAAGCAGUGUACCCAUGUGAGGCAGAGCACGACUCUGAGCUCUCCUUCCAGGUCGGCGCAAUAUUCAAUGCUGUGACCCAAUCGAGAGAGCCGGGCUGGCUGGAAGGAGAGCUGGAGGGAAAGAGGGGCCUCAUCCCUGAAAACUAUGUGGAGAUGCUGUAAAACCAAGUAGAAUUAUUUAUGGACGCUUUCACCAAGGAUAAUCUGCAAAGAUGUAUGUGCCUCAACUCAAUACACAGUAAAUCCUCCCCUCAAGUGACAUUGCCAUAUGCUAUUAAUGGCAAACUAUUCUAGACACAUACCUUUAUGCAGUUUGGCUGGAAAGUAAACACAUUUUCUUUGUUUGAAUUUAUUAUGGACAAAUAUUCAAAAAGAAUUCACUGAUGUAAUUGCAAUUACAAUGUUACGUUAUAUUCUUUGAUGCUGUAGAGUCUUGAGAUCCGAAUAAUUUCAUAGCAAAACCAGAGGUGUUUGUGCAGCGGGUGUUUGUCUGAGCUCACUCUCCUCUGCCCACUUAUACAUGGUAUCCAUGAGCUCAAAGUCAAAAGGAGAUCCUCGGAAACUGAAAGGAAGAAUGCCACCGCACAAGUUGCUGUAGGGUUUAAUUCUCUUGACGACAUUGCAGACAAUAUCGCUUUCACAGAUUUGAGAUACCUGUGUGCCUCAGCCAUCACUCCAGCCAGUGUAUGUGUAUGUAUGAGUAUGUAUGAGAAUGACUUUGGGAUGACGCUGUAUUCAUCUUCCAAAAAAAAAAAAAAGGCCAUUCUGCUAUUUUAAGAAUAUCUAUAGAAUGAAAUGGGGACACAUUGCUAAUGUAAUUUUAUUUAAUUUUAUUGUCACGUUGCAUGGAAUUUGAAUUUUAAACACAUUUUUUACUGUUUUUGUUUUUGAUGCACACUUUACAGAAACACAGUGAAACACCUCGCUGGUGCCUGAUGAGACUGUGUGUUAAACAGUAGCAUCACGGUGUCAGCAGAUGUGAAAAUCAAUAGACUGUCACAACCCCAACCAAGUGUCUUUCCUGCCAAAUUAUCUUCUUCUUCUUCUUUUUUAAAGUUUUUUUUUUAACGUUGCUCCAGUUCUCUUGAGCAGAUCUAAAUGAAACACUCCGACAAAGAUCUCUUCAACAUUCAUAACCUGAUUAUUACGAGUUAUGACCAAGUACGUUUAUCCGUUAAGCAACAAUACUGGUUUUAAGUUCUGAUCUACGUUGGUUUCAGUAUGUUUGCACAACAUUGCAUGUCAUCCCUCGGCUGUGGUGUGAAACACAUUCAUUUGUCUGAGUGCUUUGGUUCAGUGGAUUGUCUGCAAGGCAUUCACCUACUGUAACACCAACUGCCAAAAAAAGAGCUCUGUGAAAAUGUGUUCCCUUGGUUCAUAUGUGUGCUGUUUUCACAACUCCAGAUUAAGGGUUUGUGAUGUGUGCCUUUACUUGUGUAAACAGGAAAACAGAUUUGCGUUACUUGUUCAGCAACAGAAAUGUAAAUCUUUACUUUUCAUUUAAAAACCUUUUACAAGUCUGUGGAGAGGCUCUGUAUGUUUUCAUUUUUGGUUACAAUAAUUUAAGACAAUGACUCAUGAUUUUCAUAAAAAAGCUUUGAUUUCUUUAUCUUCUUUUCCUUUUGAACCUUUGGUUAUUUCCUUGAUUAAUGUUUAACAAAUAAAGAUUUAUUUUCUUUCAAUGUAUUAUGUAUUCUUGCCACAAAAUAAAUCUUAUGAAAGAUA
Messenger RNA from Cololabis saira (Pacific saury), 4269 nucleotides. It is a transcript of the gene arhgap10, whose product is annotated as Rho GTPase activating protein 10. Gene Ontology annotation, cellular component: cytoplasm. NCBI's taxonomy places the organism in Eukaryota, Metazoa, Chordata, Actinopteri, Beloniformes, Belonidae. Bases 415 to 2706 code for a protein of 763 amino acids. The record is from RefSeq and is a predicted model, not a curated record. Gene Ontology annotation, biological process: signal transduction. The transcript has 23 exons. Gene Ontology annotation, molecular function: GTPase activator activity; protein binding.